This is a messenger RNA of Aphanomyces invadans, 2434 nucleotides long. RefSeq lists its product as hypothetical. The record is from RefSeq and is a predicted model, not a curated record. The transcript has 4 exons. Bases 60 to 2378 code for a protein of 772 amino acids. NCBI's taxonomy places the organism in Eukaryota, Oomycota, Saprolegniomycetes, Saprolegniales, Verrucalvaceae. Gene Ontology annotation, molecular function: ubiquitin-protein transferase activity.
UGACACUCGGUGGCGCGUGACGCCACGGACGUGCGCAUGGACAGUUGACUUUCAGCUUUAUGACGAUGCAGUGGACGGCUGCGAUGACGAUUGCGCUACUGGUGUCAGUGUCAAUCGCCUACGAAUGCUCCGCCAUAGAGGAAGACAUGGACUACGACGGCUAUGACAUUCGCUCGACGACCCAAGUUCGAGCGGAAGACUGUUGCAAGGACUGCUUUGACACAAAUGCUUGCGUCCUGCUUGUGUGGACGAAUGGAACGUGCUGGUUGAAGAGUUCGACGUCAGGCAAGCCAUCUCGAGCGUUUGGCAAGCGCGUGGGCUAUGUCCACCGCUCCGACCAGUGCGGCCCUAUCUUGGACAACACAGACUACACAUACUACUACUCGGUCGACCUGGGGUCGACGUUUCAAUCGCGGGCCGAAGCAUGUUGUAGCGAUUGCGCCAACUGGUAUGGAUGCGCAGCAUGGGUGUGGUACAACGACUCGGUGUGGAUGAAGAAUGGCGUGGCCGGGACGGGCACGUGCUACUUGAAGUCGUUGGACGCCGCCAUGUCCAAUCGCUCCAAAACGGCUAGGCCCGGCCGUCGGGCAGCCGAGUUAUUGCACCCCUUGACGACACGCCCCUCCAUAACCUUUCCAUCGCGCACCUCAGACAGCUCGUCGGGCGUGCCGACGACUAUCUUGAUCGCGCUGGGAUUCGGGGUAUUUGUAGCAUGCAUGGCAUGGUGCUACAAGUACUGCCCUUCGGAAAACACGCCGCCUGCUACCCCUAAUUUCGUGCAUGCCGACUUCAUCGAGAUAGGACGGCGCCGCCAAGACUUGGAUGGCAAAUCGGAGCACCUCUGGCGAUGCAACAUUUGCGCCUUUGAGAACGCGUCCGACAAAGAUGGGUGCCGUCUCUGUGAAACCACGCGCGGCAUCGCGUUCGAGUCACACGACCAGCUCAAUGCAGUGCAGCACAGUGCGUGGGCUCGCAACGCGUGGAGCCGGGUGCUCAACAAGUACGACCAACGACCCAUGUGGACGCAGCGGUCGAGCCACGUCUUUCACGACAAUACCACGUUUUACGUGAUUGGCGCCGCCGUCCAGCCAGCCCACGAGGAUGGCGCGGUCAUGAACAUGGAGAGUACCUCGGAUCGCUGUGACCGGCGUCAGGUGGCGCUGACGUGGCAGCGAUUGACGCGAGAAUGCGCCUCCGUGGCAGUCGACGGGUCGGUGCUCCCGUUGACGUGGUUUAAUGAGCCCGACGAGUCGGGCAGCCCCCGAGCGAUUCCGUUCCAAGAAAAGUUAGCGACCAUGUUGAUCUAUUUCACACACACGGUCAUGACAACGACAAAAUUCAAUCUCCAUCGAGACGCGCUCUGGACCGAGUCACUGGAAGCGCUGCUGCUGAUCCGACCAGAAAGCUUCGCCUCCAAGACCAAAAUCAAGUUUCUCGGCGAAGACGGCGUCGACGCGGGCGGCAUCCAACGCGAGUGGUACUCGCUCAUGGCGCACGCGUUCCUGGACCACGAGUUGUUUGUCGUCCACGCGAAUCGCAUGCUUGGCUUGAACCCGCUGGUUGCGGACCCGACCCACUUUCUCGCGCUCGGGCGGUUCCUGGCGCGGGCGAUCAUCGAUGGACAAGUCCUGCCGCUGUCGCUGACGGCGCCGCUGUUCAAGGCGCUGCUUGGAACCCCGCUAUCGAUCCACGAUGUCCGGUACAUUGACGAGAUGACGUACAAGUCGCUGUUGUUCGUGCGCGACACCGACUGCAUCGAGGCACUUGAUUUGGACUUUACGUGGACGCUGCCGGAUGGCCGCAGUGUCGAGCUCGUCGCCGGAGGCGCCGACGUUGCCGUCACAAGUGCCAACCAAGCCGAGUACGUGGCGUGCUUGGUGCGGUACUGGCUGUUUGAUUCGGUGCGGACGCCGCUCGAGCACGUCGUUCGGGGGUUUUAUGACGUCGUCGACCCCGUCGUCAUUGCAAACUUUGACUACAAGGAGCUCGAGCUCGUCCUGUGCGGCACGACCGACAUCAAUGUGGUCGAGUGGCAGUUCGAAACGGUGGUGACCGCCAACUUGACUGCAAGUCCGGCGCUGGCAUGGUUCUGGGACGUGGUCGAGCGGGACAUGCACCAGCACGACCGCGCCAAGCUCUUGCAGUUUACGACGGGGAGCGCCCGCGUCCCGCUGCAAGGGUUCAAGGCCCUCACCGGCCACGACGGCAACCUGUGUCCGUUCACGUUGCGGGGCGUGCCGUACACAAAGGGAGCAAUGCCCAAAGUCCAGACGUGCUUCAAUCGGAUCCUCCUGCCGCUGUACCCAUCUCGCAAACUCAUGCGGGAAGCGCUCUUCGUCCUGGUCAACAUGGAGAUUCAGGACUUUACCAUGCAAUAAUUGCAUUAUCGAUCGGUCGACUCGAUCGUGCAACUGAAAAAAUGAACCGCGUUGAG